This is a messenger RNA of Malania oleifera, 1487 nucleotides long. RefSeq names its product mitochondrial outer membrane protein porin 4. Bases 385 to 1215 code for a protein of 276 amino acids. The transcript has 8 exons. Gene Ontology annotation, biological process: monoatomic anion transmembrane transport. Gene Ontology annotation, cellular component: mitochondrial outer membrane. The record is from RefSeq and is a predicted model, not a curated record. Gene Ontology annotation, molecular function: voltage-gated monoatomic anion channel activity. NCBI's taxonomy places the organism in Eukaryota, Viridiplantae, Streptophyta, Magnoliopsida, Santalales, Ximeniaceae.
GUACCGGAUUUCAUUCCAUUUACCGUACCAAACGUGUUGUCAGCGUCCUCGGCUCGGCAACCCAUUCACCGGUUUUGCCACCCAGCCUAUAUCACUUGUCUAAUUUCUAUCUUCCCUCCCUCAGGUUCCAUUCCCGCGCAGGACCGACAUUGCCGCCCUAAGUCGCCGCCGGGUUCCGCCGGUUGUCUAGCCGUAUUUAUCUGUUAUCUUGUUGCUAUAUUUGUAAGGAACGCGGAGGGGGUUUUGAACAGCAGUGUGUCGACUGGAUUGAGAGGAAUUGAAAGAGGCCAUUAAGAUAGAAAGUUUGGGGGAAGAGCCAGUCAUUAUAUUUCCCAAAUUGUGGCUUCAUAAGGUGUGGUCAAAGACCGUUAAUUGUUGUUAGAGAUGGCCAAUGGUCCGACACCAUUUUCAGAUAUUGGCAAAAGAGCCAAAGACCUUUUGACCAAGGAUUACAACUUUGAUCACAAGUUUAGUCUGUCAAUGCCACACUCAACUGGCCUGGGCCUCACCAUUACCGGUUUGAAGAAGGAUCAGAUUUUUGUUGGUGACAUGAGUGCACUGUACAAAAGUGGAAAUACUGCUGUGGAUGUGAAAGUUGAUACCUAUUCCAAUGUUGCUGUGAAAGUGACUCUGGAUAAUGUAUUUCUAUGUACCAAAACAGCAUUUAGCUUCAAAAUACCUGAUCACAAGUCUGGCAAGCUCGAUGUGGAUUACCGUCAUCAACAUGCAGCUAUCAAUUCAAGUAUUGGCUUGAAUCCAUCCCCUCUUUUGGAGCUUGCAGGAGCAUUUGGAACCAAGGAUCUCAGUCUGGGUGGCGAAAUUGGUUUUGAUACUGCUUCUGCUUCAUUCACCAAAUACAAUGCUGGGAUCAGCUUUAGCAAGCCUGAUUUCUCUGCUGCACUUAUACUGAUGGACAAAGGACAAAGGCUGAAGGCAUCUUAUGUUCAUUCUGUAAUCCCCCUCGAAGGAACUAUUGUUGUUGCUGAAAUGAUUCAUGGACUAUCCACGUAUGGGAACAGUUUUACCCUUGGGAGCUCUCAUGCAGUUGACCCUUACACCGUGGUGAAAACACGGUUUUCUGACAAUGGACAGGUUGCUAUGCUAUGCCAACGAGAGUGGAGGCCCAAGUCAUUGAUUACUUUUUCAGCUGAGUAUGACUCGAAGGCCAUGAAUUCAGCUCCCAAGUUGGGUCUUGCCCUUGCUCUCAAGCCUUGACGUGGGAUUUUGUUUGGGUAUAUUGUACACUUCCCUCCCAUUAUUAUUUUUUAAACCCCCAGGGUGGCUGUGUUACUGAAAUAUGCUGGAAAGCUGAGAUUUUGGAGAUAGGGUGAUCUGAAUGUUCUUGAAGUGGUUAGGAAACGUUCCCAGUUUUGAAAAUUUUCGUAUAGUUACUUCACAACAUAUAGUCAAUUGUUGAAAUGCUACUACUGUAUGCCGUCAGUAAUAUGCAUUUUAUGGUAUAGAAUUUUGAUGACUUGAUUGAUAAA